Messenger RNA from Leishmania mexicana MHOM/GT/2001/U1103, 390 nucleotides. Its product is annotated as putative zinc finger protein 2. The transcript has a single exon. Gene Ontology annotation, biological process: apoptotic process; hippo signaling; regulation of cell population proliferation. Gene Ontology annotation, molecular function: molecular adaptor activity; protein binding; metal ion binding. Bases 1 to 390 code for a protein of 129 amino acids. The record is from RefSeq and is a predicted model, not a curated record. NCBI's taxonomy places the organism in Eukaryota, Euglenozoa, Kinetoplastea, Trypanosomatida, Trypanosomatidae.
AUGCAGAUGAACUCCUACGCGGGUGGCUACAACACCCACAACCGAAGCUACGCGGCAAUGGUCCCGCCGCCGAUGCCGAUGCCUCCUGGCUGGGAGAUGGCGUACACUCCCAACGGCGAGAUCUAUUACAUUGACCACAAUACCCGUACUACGCACUGGCAACUGCCGGCGGAGUAUACCAUGCAGCAGCCCAUCUGCAGCUAUCGUGGCCCGCAGCGCCAGCGCCGCGGUAUCGACCGUAGCAAGGCCAAGACGAAGAUGUGCAUGAACAUUGAGAACGGCGGCACGUGCUCUUACGGGGCCAACUGCGCGUUUGCCCACUCCUCGGAGGAGCUGUCAACGCACCCUCACUUCAACCCCGCUCCGGACGUGGGCUACAGCGCGAAGUAG